Molecule: messenger RNA, 1792 nt
Organism: Xiphophorus maculatus (southern platyfish)
Lineage: Eukaryota; Metazoa; Chordata; Actinopteri; Cyprinodontiformes; Poeciliidae
Gene: slc9a3r1
Product: SLC9A3 regulator 1
Exons: 6
Coding region: 182-1273 (363 amino acids)
Biological process (GO): protein localization to plasma membrane
Cellular component (GO): apical plasma membrane
Molecular function (GO): protein-membrane adaptor activity; signaling receptor binding
Source: RefSeq, a predicted model, not a curated record
UAAAGGAGAAAGCGCAACUUUUUUAGCGGCGGAAACUUUCCCCUCACGCUCUUCUGCGGAAGUUUAUCUCGAGCAAAGUCUGCGCGCAACAGGUGUCACUUCUUUCUAUAUGCGUGAAAGCUCCCGACUUAUUUUUGCUUGCGGGUGAAGAACAGAAACAAAAGGAAAGUGAUCAAAUAAAAUGUCUCACCUUAGACCCAGGCUCUGUGUGCUGGAGAAGUCGCCUACGGGUUAUGGGUUCCACCUGCACGCAGAGAAGGGCAGAACCGGGCAGUUCAUUCGGCUCGUGGAACCCGACUCCCCUGCCUCCGCGUCCGGGAUGCUCGCGAGAGACCGGCUGAUGCUCGUGAACGGGGAGAACGUGGAGGGCGAGAGCCAUCAGCAGGUGGUGGCGAGGAUACGGGCCACCACGGGAGCGCUGGAGCUUAUCGUAGCGGACCCCGAAACGGCGGAGCUGCUGAGCAAGCACGACCUGCGGUGCCGGAAGGAAUACGUGACGGAGGGCAUUCCCCUGCCCGGCGGGGACAGCGACUCGGAGCACGAGGACAAGCGGAGCAACGGCACCCCUGUCCCGCGCGAGAAUGGGGACACGUCCUCGGUGAGCUCGGGGAGUGUGAGCUCCAGCACAAAGGUUGAGAGGGACGGGCCGCGGCCUCGCCUCUGCCACAUGAAGAAGGGCUCCGGCGGCUAUGGCUUCAACCUGCACAGUGAGAAGAACAAGCCAGGCCAGUACAUCCGAGCCGUGGACGAUGACUCCCCAGCACAGAGAGCCGGCCUCCGACCGCAGGACAAGAUUAUCCAGGUCAACGGUGUGUCUGUGAUCGGCAUGCAGCACACAGAGGUGGUGGCGGCCAUCAAAGCCAACGGCGAUGAGACCACCCUGCUGGUGGUGGACGCCGAGGCCGAAGAGUUCUUCAAGAAGUGCAACGUCCAGCCCGGCGAGGAGCAUGUGACCGGACUGCUUCCUGAGCCGGUGUCAGAGAGAGGAUCGGACGAGGAGGUUUCCUCCCAGUUGAAGUCCAAACUGUCUGUGAGCUCCCAGGCUUCCAGUUCUUCAUCCAACGCCUCCCACCCAGCAGCAGAUCGCAGCUCAUCCCCGCCACAGGGCGAGAGGACUCCGGAACCGGAACCCGAGCCGACCCCGUCGGGUGACGCCAUGGGCCUGAACAUGUCUCUGGCCCAAGCCAAAGAACGAGCCCAUCAGAAGCGAGCCGCUAAGAAAGCUCCGCCUAUGGACUGGAGCAAGAGGAACGAACUGUUCAGCAACUUAUAAACUCCACGGGAGGGCUCUCUGCUGCCCUCCGGUGGAGAAUCCAGAGACAAUCAGCCUCUCGUUCUGCGCGCAUCUGACGGACGCAAACCAUCUUAAACCCACGUUUUAACAGUAUUAUGUCAUGAUUUUAUUGUUUUAAUUUAGAGAUUUGUCACUUUUGUUUGUUUCUUUCGGUGUUUUAAUGACGGCUGGAGAGCCAGCACCUCACGCAGAAAUGAAUGUAUAUAUUUUAUGAAGAGUAGAAGUAGUCGCGUUCAGUUUCUCAUGAGGAGAGCGAGGAAAAUACAAUUCAAAAUUUUAUGUGGGUGAAUCAACAUACAUUUCCUUCCAGUCAGUAACUGCUGGGACCUUCAUGUUUUAAUGUCUUGAUUGUUUUUGUUGUCCGUGUACAUACAUGAAUGAUGGGAUUAAAAGGAUCUUUUGGCCGAACUGUUGAGGUAAAAGUCUGAAAUGUUCCUGCUUAUUCUGUUGAUUCUGAUAAAAUCGGUUCCAUUUUUAAAGCUGCACCUGCUGGUCCAA